UAAUAUAAACAACAAACGAAAUAAAUAAAUUGUGAAUCUUGAGAGUGAACAGAAAUUGUGCUCAGACUUUGAGCUUAAACUCGAUCCAACACAACAAACUUAACGAAACAGCAUGACGUAUCCUGUUAGCAGCUAAAACCACCUACAUACCGAUUGUACCGAUUAAUCGAGCCCCAUUUGCAUACAUAGGAAUAACAAAUCGAACAUAAAUCAAAACUGCAACUGCAACAGCAGCAAAUCACCUCGACUAUUAAUCAAUUACGAUAAGCAAAAAUGAAUUAUUACAACAGCAGCACACGGUUCGACAUGGUCGUGGAGAUCGCCAACAUUGCGCUCGAUGAGUUCAAGACCCACCAUAUAACGCGCAACUAUACGGGUCUGGUGCAGCGCUACUAUCAGCUCGUCGAGGAGGAUUACGGCGACCCUCGUGCCAAGCGCUUUCCUCUGAUGGAGCAUCCGCUGUUCACAUUUGGUCUGGUUGCCAUUUAUCUCUCCUGGGUGCUGGUGCUGGGUCCGUUGUUCAUGAGAGAUCGGAAACCUUUUCAGCUGCGCCGCACCCUCGUCAUCUACAACGCCUUCCAGGUCCUGCUCAGCGGUUAUAUGUUCUACGAACACUUAAUGGCGGGCUGGCUCAACUAUUAUAAUCUGAAAUGCCAACCGGUUGACUAUUCCGAUGGUCCCAUGUCUAAACGCAUGCUGAACUUGUGCUACAUUUACUAUCUGUCCAAGCUGACUGAGUUCGCAGACACAACGUUCUUUGUGCUGCGCAAGAAGUCAUCGCAGAUCACGUGGCUGCAUGUCUAUCAUCACUCGGUGACGCCCUUGGAGACCUGGGUGUUGGUCAAGUUUUUGGCAGGCGGCAAUGCGACAUUCCCCAAUCUGUUGAACAACUUCGUGCACGUUUGCAUGUACUUCUAUUACAUGAUGUCGGCCAUGGGUCCCGAGUAUGCCAAGUUCCUGUGGUGGAAGAAAUACAUGACAGAGCUGCAAAUCGCGCAAUUUGUGCUUUGCAUUGUGCACACGGUGCGAGCGCUAUUCAGCAAUCAGUGCCAGUUCUCCAAGUUCAUCUCGGCGCUACUGCUGCUGAAUGCAUCCAUCUUUUUCUGCCUCUUCAUGAACUUUUACAUGCAGAGCUACAAGAAGUCCAAGGCGAAGCAGUUGACUUCGGAAGCAGCAGCGUCGACGGCGGCGGCGGCAUUGAAGGCCGAUAGCAACAAUAACAAUGAAGCCAAAGCAUUGCAACAGGAUCAUCAUCAGGACUCCCCAAUGAAACUGAAGGCGCAUUGAAUGCGAUACUCGGAAAUUCUUCCAAGGAACACAGAGGAGCUGACGUGCAAAGAAUUUGUAAAAAGAAUACGUACGAUUGAAAAUUGGUGUUGGUUAAAAGCAGGCAGCUGAAUGUUUUGUGGAAGUAGUUUGGUACAAAGGUUUUACUUUAGUUAAAAUGGGGAGCCAUACAUGGUUAGCUAGAACUGCAAAAGGCAACAAACAAUGAACAUAAUACACAAAUAGUAGAAGCACAACAUAGGAAACCCAAGCUUUUGCCUAAUAAUGUAUUGAAUACUAUUUUUUUUUUAUUCAAUUUGCUGCCAGGGGGUAUAAAUAUAUAUUUUAUAAUUCUUUCUUUAGCUUUUGACCAUAUUGAAAGUUUGCUUGAUUGCUUGUCAUUUUAAAUAUAAUGUUGCGUAAUUAACCAUGCAAGAACUAGGUCAAUUUUAACGAUCUGCUUAAGUCUAUAUAUUAUAAGUCAUUUAAGUUUAGAACCUCCAAAAAAGAACAAAAAUGCGCGUUAUACAUAUUUAAUUUGCUCAGUUGGCAAAAUUAUAGAUCUUAAGUGUUAAGUGUAAUGUGUAUAGAAGAGUUUUGUAAAUAGAUUUUCGUAUGUGUUAAAUGUUAAAUAUUUGUAGCCACUAAGCAUAGCCUAAGCCAACUAGUCUUAGUUACAAAAUGCGAGCGAACAAACAGAUCAAUAAUAAAAGUUAAGACAAAUACU
Messenger RNA from Drosophila nasuta, 1993 nucleotides. RefSeq names its product elongation of very long chain fatty acids protein 7. The record is from RefSeq and is a predicted model, not a curated record. Gene Ontology annotation, biological process: sphingolipid biosynthetic process; fatty acid elongation, monounsaturated fatty acid; fatty acid elongation, saturated fatty acid. Gene Ontology annotation, molecular function: fatty acid elongase activity. Lineage: Eukaryota; Metazoa; Arthropoda; Insecta; Diptera; Drosophilidae. Gene Ontology annotation, cellular component: endoplasmic reticulum membrane. The coding region runs from base 274 to 1287 and encodes 337 amino acids. The transcript is spliced from 6 exons.